AUGAUAUUAAAACGUCGAGACGGAGGGGGAGGGUUUCAAGAUGUAAUUUCUCGGCAAGCCGACGACGACGACGAGGAUAGUUACGUUCCGUAUGACCAGCGACCGGAAACCUACAUCGUACCUGUAGUAUUUAUAUUAAUUCUGGUGGUGGGAGUAACUGGAAACGGAAUUCUCGUGCUCACCCUGCUGCGUCACGCCAACAUGAGAAAUAUCCCGAACACUUACGUCCUCUCUUUGGCUUUGGGGGACCUUCUGGUAAUCGUGACGUGUGUGCCGUUCACGUCGAUCCUCUACACGAUCGAGUCGUGGCCGUGGGGCCUGGCAGUUUGCAAAUUAUCGGAGUGCGCCAAGGAUAUUUCGAUCGGUGUCUCAGUUUUCACUCUGACCGCGUUAUCGGCCGAGAGGUACUUCGCUAUCGUGAACCCCAUUCGUCGACACAUCGCCGGAUUGGGCGCGAAACCGUUAACGAUACUAACAGCAUCCCUCAUUUGGGUGCUGGCCAUUAUUCUAGCGAUACCAGCAGCUCUUUUCUCUCACGUUCCCACCGUGGCAUUACGGGACAACCACAGCAUCGUGAUUUGCAGUCCUUUUCCUAAAGAAUUCGGCGAGAGCUAUCAAAGGGGGAUGGUGCUAUUCAAGUUUCUAGCGUACUAUGCGAUACCGCUCUGCGUGAUAGCUGGAUUCUAUCUAGGAAUGGCACGACAUCUUGAACUUUCCACGAGAAACAUGCCUGGAGAGUUGUCCACCGGGGGUCAUCGUAUGGAACAGAUCCAAGCACGGAAAAAAGUAGGGAAGAUGGUGAUCUCCUUCGUGUACAUCUUCGUCAUCUGCUUCCUACCGUACCACGUCUUCAUGCUGUGGUUCCACUUUUGCCCAACAUCCAGGGAUGAUUUCGAUGACUUCUGGCACGCCUUUAGGAUUCUUGGCUUCUGCCUGAGCUUCGUCAACAGCUGCGUAAAUCCCAUAGCUCUGUACUUCGUUAGCGGAACCUUCCGCAAGAGAUUCAACGAAUAUCUCUGCUGUCAUCUGACAAGGAGAAGCUUGAGCGUCUGUCGAACGGAAACCACGGGCAGCUUGGAGAGAAACGGAAAUCGUCUGACGCAAAAGAGACGCGCAGGCGGCCACGGAGGCCAUAACGAAACCAGUUUCGGCUCCACGUUCCGAAGGCACACUCAGGAAUUAAAUUCGACCGCGGUUUUCGAGCUGGGAAGCGAAGAGACUACAAGACCUACCUGUGAUUUAGGUUGCAAGUAA
Messenger RNA from Colletes gigas, 1254 nucleotides. RefSeq names its product neuropeptide CCHamide-2 receptor-like. The transcript is spliced from 7 exons. Bases 1 to 1254 code for a protein of 417 amino acids. Gene Ontology annotation, cellular component: membrane. Lineage: Eukaryota; Metazoa; Arthropoda; Insecta; Hymenoptera; Colletidae. Gene Ontology annotation, biological process: G protein-coupled receptor signaling pathway. The record is from RefSeq and is a predicted model, not a curated record. Gene Ontology annotation, molecular function: G protein-coupled peptide receptor activity.